Molecule: messenger RNA, 1213 nt
Organism: Durotheca rogersii
Lineage: Eukaryota; Fungi; Ascomycota; Sordariomycetes; Xylariales; Xylariaceae
Exons: 3
Coding region: 364-759 (131 amino acids)
Source: RefSeq, a predicted model, not a curated record
AGCUCGUGGUUCCUGGGGGACAAACAAAUGAUGAGAGCGUCUCAUCGCAUCGUCUGACUGAUCGUCGGCGUGGUGGCGGAGGGGAUGGAUAGCAAAAGCGUCGGGCAAACAGGUUAUAUCACCAGCCUCGCAACACCGCUUUUCUCGGCCGCGGCUUCCUGGAUAUAAAAAUGAAAGGACGCCAAGCGCACGCAGUCGAAGCCUCGGGAGCCUUUGUCUCCUAGCAUCCGAAAUCCUUCGUAUAGCAAUACGGCAGACACUUGGACUAUAAAUACCAGCUUCUUCUCGCCCACUGUCUUCUCCCCGCGGACCUCAACUUAUUCUCCGAGGCAGUCCGCACCAUCCGGCAGUACCCUACCCACGAUGAAGACUCCGUUCGGCGUAAUCGUGGCCAUCGGGCUGCUCAUCCCCGCGACGGGAGCGCGCCCCCACGACAAUGCGGCGAGUUGGUCUACGGCCGUCCCUAGCGUCACCACCACCGCCAGCUCGGGCACCGGCCUGCUGAGCCCCGGAUCUCCGUACGCAGCCCCGAUCCCGGCGGAGACGGCUACUCCGCCGUCGCCGCCGCUGCCGCCUGCCUCGAGCGUGUCGGCCGCACCCGACCCGAGCUUCAGCAGGCACUGCGACUACCGCUUCUGCACCGAGGGCAAGGACAUCUGCUUCUACUGGGCCGGCUACACGUCCUGGGACGUCUCGCGCGGCCCCAUACCCGGCGAGAUACCGACCGUCCUCGGCCCCUGCUCGACGAGGUCUACCUGAUGGCCUGCGCGCCCCAGGGGACCCGCGGAGGAGGGAAACUGUCAUCCUUUCGAUUUUCGGCUGUACGGCGACCGGCGUAGAGAUAGCCGGCUAAUUGCAGUAGUGAAUCGGCCGCGAGGAGCGAAGGUUGUUGUUCGGGUGGUUGAUUCUGAGAUAGGGUGAGGCAUCUAGGCCGCUGGUGACGGGGCGGCAGUACAACCAGGGCAAAGAAAAAGGGUCGAAAAGAAGAGAGAGAAAAGAGCGAAGCUUUAAGCAUCUCUUUCGAUGUAUGUACAAGCGAGCAUGACUGCCCAAAUACAAGAAUAACACCUGUGAAUCUAUCAUCCGUCGUCGCUUAGUUUGACCAGUUUUCGUGCUUCCCCGUCCGCCUCCUCUACCAAUCGGAUGGUUGAUACCCGGGGGAGCACUUCAACGACGUGCCGGAGCUGCUAUUGCUGCGGAAUAUUUCACGCGG